AUGCUCUACUCCAGGGUAAGACCACUGGCUUUGAGAAUUCUAUGCUUGACGACGAGUCUCCCAUCAAACAUCCUAAAGCCAUGCUAUGCUCAAGGCACAAACAUAGCUCAGCUCACCCAAUCAACUCCCUCAUACAAAUUCUACUCCAAUUUCACAGCAACCCUACCCCCAGCCUACAAAACUAUCAAAAUCACAAAACGAAACGAUAUCGACAAACUCUACCCUCUACUUCUAUCAUACAUCACUGAACCAAGCAAGGCAGCUUCACUACAUGAGGUCAUUGUUGACAUAUAUGGUUGGCCAAACUUCUCUUCCUGCCUCCACGACGAAGGCGACGAGCCGGAGCCGCGCCAAGACAGUGGCGAGGGCCUAAACAAAACGCGACCCAAUCGUCAAAACGACCAGGAUCCUCAUUCAGCUCUCGAAGAUCACGUUACAUCUCUGGGUCUUGGGGAUCAAUUAACGGAAAAGAUCGUUGGGGCUUUGACAUGGAAGAGGAAACACUGGUCAGGUGAAGUCCCGGACACUGCAAGGGACUUUGACAACAAUGAGAGGGCGUUUGCAACCGCUGCACUCAUCAUAAUCUUUUCCCUAUGUGAACAGAUCUCUGUGCUACGUAUAGCCGAUUUCCCCACACUCCUCAGACAGUAUUUGCUCAAAAACAACUAUGGGCAGCUCAAACGAUUUGCCUUGCAGCAACUCAAAACUGUCGAGUUCGUCAAGGAAUAUCCCUUGGACAACAGAGUAUACGAAGUAGUGGAGUUCUUCGAGUAUCUCAGACAUUUUGGCAAGCUACCAGCCAUGGAAAACCUGACUAUGGAGGGUGUCAUGGAGAGUGAAGUCAACGAUUUGGUCUCACCAGGCACUUCCAAUAUCAGAAACAUCCAUCUCAGCCAUUGCGAUAUUUCCGGAUCGACCUUGAGCAAGAUGAUUCGUUCUUCUAAAAUACUCGAGGAACUCCGAGUUUCUUUCGGUGGCUUGUGGCAUCUGGACAUAGGUGCUUGGAAUAUUCGACCUCAGACCGUAGGGAAGAGUCUGUUGCAACAUCGAGACAGCUUGAAAGUGCUGGAUCUUGAUAUUGCAGAUUUUGAUUAUACAGAAGUUGAAUCUGGGGAAAAUAGUAGGUUUGACGAGCUUGUACAGAGUGGCGAUGAGUAUUUCGAGCUUGACAGAGAAUCAAGCACACUCCCGUUCUGGCAAGAGGAUAUACCAGAUGAUCGACCUUACAGCCUGACGAUCGGUUCUCUGCACGAUUUCAACGCCAUGACACAUCUCAGCAUCGGUCUGAACGCUCUGUUCGGCACAUCAUAUAGACGACAAGAACCUCCGUUUCGACUCAUAGAUGCGUUGCCUCCCAAUUUGGAGUAUUUUUGCCUCUAUGGUUAUGUCAAGGGGGAAUACGAAGAAAUUGAUAGCCAUAUCAAUGAGCUUAUACAACAUAAGGAAAAGCGUCUUCCUCGUCUGUUGAAUAUUCGCGGGGUGGGUGAGACAGUCCUGGGGGUUUCUGAUCUAUAUGCCGACGACAAUUCCCAAAUAGAAGAUAACCUGUGGCAGUGGCCUGAGAUGGAAUUGAAGUGGGUUGAAGCUUAG
Messenger RNA from Fusarium venenatum, 1590 nucleotides. RefSeq lists its product as uncharacterized. The record is from RefSeq and is a predicted model, not a curated record. NCBI's taxonomy places the organism in Eukaryota, Fungi, Ascomycota, Sordariomycetes, Hypocreales, Nectriaceae.